Messenger RNA from Solenopsis invicta (red fire ant), 11599 nucleotides. RefSeq lists its product as uncharacterized. Bases 204 to 11219 code for a protein of 3671 amino acids. Lineage: Eukaryota; Metazoa; Arthropoda; Insecta; Hymenoptera; Formicidae. The transcript is spliced from 35 exons. The record is from RefSeq and is a predicted model, not a curated record. Gene Ontology annotation, molecular function: DNA-directed DNA polymerase activity; DNA binding; nucleotide binding. Gene Ontology annotation, biological process: error-prone translesion synthesis; double-strand break repair via homologous recombination. Gene Ontology annotation, cellular component: zeta DNA polymerase complex; nucleus.
ACUUUAAGUACAUUUGCACUUUCUCUGUUAUCUUCUUUCCACACUAAGGUCUAGAUAUAUAUUUAUCUCGUUUUAAAUGCAGAAAGUGCAGACGAAAUGAACACGAACCUAUUUGUCCCCACCACGCUUCUGUUUACGUCGUUUGAACAAGUUUGCCAAAGUCCGCACGUGUCUUACGAUGAUCUGUCCUCCUGCAUCCUAAUAUGUUUUCCAUUACUUUGGUGAAUAUUGAUAGUUAUCAGGCACCCCCUAUACCCGAGUUAGAUGUGACAUUUUCCGAAUUCCGUGGCUCCGAAGUAAAAAAGGUACCGGUAAUCAGAGCAUUCGGAUCAACUGCCACAGGCAAGAAGACAUGCCUGCAUAUCCACGGUGUCUUUCCAUACAUGUACGUCCCAUGCACUGUUCAGGAGAAUACGGAUAGCCAUGCUUAUCAACUAGCUGCCGCAAUUGAUUCUGCACUGAAUACAUCUUUUGGUUCUGCUUUGUCUACCAACCAACAUGUAUACAAGAUCCAACGAGUAUCAGGAAUACCCUUUUAUGGUUACCAUGAAAAGGAACACUUGUUCUUUAAAAUAUAUUUUUAUAAUCCAGCCAUAAUUAAAAGGACAGCGGAUUUGCUACAGAAUGGUGUUAUUCUCAAUCAAACUCUGCAGCCAUAUGAGGCACACAUUCCAUAUAUUAUGCAAUUUAUGAUAGAUUACAAUCUCUAUGGCAUGAAUUUAAUAAAUUUAAACAGUGUAAAGUACAGACAACUUUCACAAGGAUGUAUAACAGAAGAUAGUCAGAGCAAGUCUUCAAUGGAUCUGUUAGAUUUGCCAGAGUAUCUGCCGUCAUCUGUAACGAGACAAAGCAUGUGUGAGCUGGAAGUGGAUGUGCAUGCUUCGGAGAUUCUGAACAGACAAGGUGUUAAUGAAAAAUUGGAGCUGAAUCCUGGUCUUGCCGCGAUCUGGGAAGAAGAAAAAGCGAGGAGGGCCGAAGCUGGUCUGCAAGACACAAAAUCGCAAUUAUUGUAUCCUAAAACUCCCAGCAAAAUUAUUCUACCUCCAACGAGCUAUGAUAUCUAUCAAGAGGAACAAUUAUUAAAGAGACUAGCUGUUAUAUCACAAAGCAAUGAAACAAUUGUUUCAAAUGCGAUGGUAUCUUCAUAUCCUAUUGAAGUAGAAGAUAAUGAAAAUGUCUUAAAUGCAUCUUGUGUUUUAAACCACAAUGAAUCUCUUGUAUAUGAAGAAAAUCUUGAAGGAUCAGUUUCUGAUAGUUAUAAAUUAUUGCAAUUGGCCUCAUCAGCGUUUUUAGAAGUGGCUCGAAGUCAAAGUAAUGUAACAGAUACUAGUAUUUUGGAUGCAGAUGAUAUGCAAUUGGUAGAAAUGUUAGCUGACUUAGCAGAAGAAAAUGAAAUUGCGAGUAACGUAGAUGACGAUAGCGUUCUCGGGUCUCAAUAUUCUACAUUCGAACCAAUUAAAAAUGAUCAGGAGGAGGAAGAGAAUGAGGAUUUAAAUAUCACAAGUUUAGAUCUAGACAACUUAAGUUCUUGGGAAUCAAUGUGUAAUCAGAGAUCCGAUCAAUGUGAAAAUAUGGUAAAAGUUACCGAUAAGCAGAAUAUUGAAUCUGCAGAUGACUCAAAUGUCAAUGUAGAAAAUUUAGAUGUCACACUAGUGAAUUUUCCACAAAUUGAUGGCGUUGAUGAUUCAUAUGAGUUAUUAAAAUAUGAAAAAGAGACAAGUAAUUUAAAUAAAAAUAAUACUGCGUGUUAUAUGGAAGUUCAGUGUCUUCCUAAAAUAAUUAAAAAUUUUAAAAAUGAUUGUAUUAUUAACACUAAAAAAGAUUAUGUUAUACAUAUUUCACGUAGAAAUAUAAACUUAAUAAACAUUAUUAAAUAUAUUGCAAAUAAUCCUAACAAAUGUCAUUUAAGAAAAGAGUUAUAUAACUUUGUAAAUAGAUAUUAUUUUCAUAUAUUUUUAAAAACCAGCAAAAGUUUGCUAGAUACGAAUGUAAAGCAUCUACCCAUCUAUAUCAACACAAGUACUGUUAUAAAAAAGUCAAAUUAUUUAAAAGAUAAAAGAAGGAUUGUACAUAAUAAAAAGACAGAGGAAGAGUUAUAUAUUGUUCGAUGUCAGUUACAACCGGAUCAUCGAGACUUGGAUGUUUAUGAUAUAGAUGAAAUAGAAACGUUUGAAACUUUGGAACACAAUAAUUGUAUAACAGAUUAUGAAAAAGACAAGUGUAAUUACGAACCAGAUUCUUCUGAGUCACGUAUUCAAGAAGUACCUUUGAAUAUCAAUCAAUGCUUACAUUAUGAACCAUGUAAUUUUUCAAUGAAUUUUAUUAUAACGAAUGUCGAUGGAGCUACAGCUACCGACUCGAGCGAUACUGAAUCCGAAGCCGAUGCGACAAUCGAUGUACAAGAGGAACGUAUAUGCGUUUAUAAAUCUAGUAAAAAAAAUAAUAUAGUUCAGAUUACACCAAAGAAGCGAAAAUUUGAUUUUCAAGAGGACGAUCACGGGUCGCCUGGUAAACGAAGAAACGUGACUAUCAAAACGCCAAAGAAAAAAUACAAUUCUCCAGGCAAGGUGCCUCGAAGUCCAAAAUUGUCAGGAAAUUACUCACCUCUUAAUAUUACUAUUACAUCUCCAAAAUCCAUUAAAAAUCCUGUACAACGAUGCGAAUCUCCGAAGAGAAAUCAAUACGUGCCAACAUCCGACGUUCCUUCUACUUCAUGCAUUACACCAAAGCACACCAAAAUACACCCAUUACGUGUGAACUUGCUUCGUGAAAAAUAUUUAAAUUCGGAUCUAGAAAAUAAUGGAGCUACUGAUAAUGAAAUAAAUACUAAGAACCAUGUUGUAAAAGUUGAUAAAAUGACAACGGUCGACGAACCAAUACAAGAUCAUGAACAGAGUAAAAAUAGUGAAAAUUUAUUAAUUAAGAAAAGUAAAGAGGUCCGUAAAAGACUGUCUUUCUUAGAUUACGAUGAAGAGGAUAUUUGUACAAAAUUAGAUUAUAACACAAACCAGUCUGAGACUUUAAUCACACCUGGGCAUUCAAGAGAUCAAGAUGCAACUGCAUUUGUUUCCACUAAUGAAAAUAGUAACAAUAGCGUUCCAAAUAGCCAAUGUACAGACAAGAGUAAUAAUGAUACAUCUCCCGAAAGAGACUAUGCGUCAGAUAUACAAAAUCUGGCGAAAAACUCCAUGAAACUUCACGAUGAAAUUAUUCCUGAAACUGAUCUCGAUGAAGACGAAGAAGACGUAUGCAACGUAACUUUCACUCAGCACCUCAAUCAAAAGUUAGAGAGCGAUAGUCAGGGUUCGUCGUUAGAACGGAAUAUUCGUCGUUCAUCAAGGAACGCAAUAAUUUUAAUUACUACAAUAUACAAACCUCCUAGCCCUGGAAGAAUUUUGGAAAGUAUGACGAUGUACGGCAUUCCGAAAUGUAGAUCGCAAAAACCAUUUUUCAGCGAUAAACUAGAUCUCGCGAAACAAAAAGAAUUGUCGAACGCGAAUGCUGUGUAUUUUGAUGUGCCCGCAUUUAAAUCCAGUCUAGAAGACAUCACGAGUAUUAAACUAUGGCGAAGAAUGAAGGUCAAUGAAUUUCAUCCUUCCGGAGCAAACAUAAAGUCUUGUCAUAUAAAACGGAUGCUUGCAGGCUAUAACUCAUUAACGAUUAAACCACUUAUAGAACCGCCGUCCUCUAAAGAUGUUAAAAAUUGGAUUAGAGCUAAAAAAUAUAUAUCGAAAAAAAAUUCCGAUGCCAAAUUAUGCAAGCAGAGUAAGGCAAAGGCAUUAGAUGUACAAGAUGUACAGCAUUUGUCAACUAGUGCCCUUAAUGAAAAAAAUACAUCCCAGCCAGGAACGUCGAAUAAUUUAAUUAAUAACGAUUCAAAUUUCAAAGAACAUGUGCAUUCACCAAUGUUUCAACGAAACACACUGAGCGGAACAUUAUUUGACGAAACCAGGAAAGAGUUUACACAAAAUUCUGAUAAUUUGCAAAACAGUUUGGAGAACAGUUUAGAUCCUUCCUUAAAAAGAGCACUGGAAAAUCCGUUAUUACAUAAACAAGAUAAGACGCAUCUAGGUAUUUCGUACGGCCAAAUCGAAUGUUCAUCUAAGGGAAGCUGCAGUAACGUCUCAAACGAGAAUCUUCAAAAAGCCAGAGCAAUAACAGUACAUCAGUAUCUAACGUUAUUGUCUCUCGAAGUGCACGCCGUUACUCGGGAAGAACUUCUUCCUGAUCCGCAAUAUGAUUCUGUCGCUGCAUUAUUCUACGCGAUUUACAACGACGCCCCAAAGGAUACCGAGCAACAGAUAGAACACGGCGCUAUAAUUGUAAAUUCUAACUCUGUUAGUGCAAGACUCAAUAAGAUACAUUCUGCCAGCGCAAUGUGUCCAAUCCUGUAUGUUGCAACGGAACAGGAUGCGUUCGACAACCUUAUAAAAUUAAUCGAGCAACACAAUCCGGACGUUCUACUUGGCUGGGAAGUGGAGACGCUUUCGUGGGGUUACAUUUUUCAGCGAGCAUUGUAUCUUCGGCUUAAUAACUUUCCAGUGAGAAUCUCGAAAGUUCCACACAUACAGAUAUUUUCCAAAUCUGAUGUUUACGCAUUUGAAAAGGACGAUGCAAAUGAAAUAAAAGUACUCGGGCGUAAUAUCCUUGAUGUCUGGAGGAUCAUGAGACAUGAAGCAGCAUUACUGACGUACACUUUUGAGAAUGUCAUGUAUCAUGUUUUACACGAAAGAAUUCCGUGUCCUUCCUUCAAGGCAUUGUCCACGUGGUGGAAACAAGAGAGCAUGAUAUUAAAAAGUAGAGUUAUACGUCAUUACGUUAUCAGAGUCGUGGGUACUAUCAAGCUUUUGAAUCACUUGGAUAUUAUAGGUCGCACAUGUGAACACGCUCGACUUUUCGGUAUACAAUUUUACGAGGUUUUCUCGCGAGGUUCACAGUUUCGCGUCGAAUCUAUGAUGCUCAGAUUAGCGAAACCCAUGAAUUAUAUUCCGAUUUCACCGUCCAUGCACCAAAGAGCUAAGAUGCGAGCGCCGGAAUGCCUACCGUUGAUCAUGGAACCUGAAUCUAAAUUUUAUACCGAUCCAUUGGUCGUGCUUGAUUUUCAGAGUCUAUAUCCGAGCAUGAUUAUCGCUUAUAAUUACUGUUUCUCUACGUGUUUGGGAAGAAUAGAGCACAUAGGCCAAUACGGGCCAUUUGACUUUGGUGCAGCGACGUUAAGGAUAAGGAAGAACACCGCGUUAAAGUUACAAGGCAAAAUAAACUUUUCGCCUUGCGGCGUAGCUUUUGUAAAAAAAGAGGUCCGUCAGGGAAUACUACCUCGUAUGCUAACGGAAAUUUUGAAUACCCGCCUGAUGGUAAAGGAGUCUAUGAAGCUGCAUCCAGCAAAAAAUCGUACGUUGCAACGCGUUCUUCAUUCUCAGCAGUUAGGCCUUAAACUGAUUGCAAAUGUUACUUAUGGUUACACAUCCGCCAACUUUAGCGGUAGAAUGCCAUGCAUCGAGAUAGGUGAUAGCGUAGUUAGCAAAGGACGAGAGACAUUGGAACGUGCGAUCAAACUGGUGGAAACCACGCCGAAAUGGGGCGGCCGAGUAGUUUACGGAGAUACAGACUCCUUAUUUGUAUUGUUACCCGGGAAAUCUCGAGAAGAAGCGUUUACUAUCGGCGAGGAAAUCGCAGAUGCUGUUACUGCGAUUAAUCCCCCGCCCGUUAAACUCAAAUUUGAAAAAGUUCUUUAUCCAUCCAUUUUGCAAACGAAGAAGCGAUAUUGCGGAUACAUGUAUGAAACUCGCGAUCAGGAGAAGCCUGAGUUUCUGGCGAAGGGAAUCGAGACAGUUCGCAGAGAUGGAUGUCCCGCCGUUUCUAAAAUACUCGAGAAAGCUCUUAAGGUUUUAUUCGAGACGAAGGAUGUUUCCCUGGUGAAACAGUACGUUACCAGGCAAUUUGAUAAGAUUUUUCAGCGACGUGUGUCUAUUCUGGAUUUAACAUUCGCAAAAGAGUUUCGCGGAAUGCAUGGAUACAAGGCCAACGCUUGCGUGCCUGCAUUGGAGUUGACACGUAGAUUGAUGAAAAAGGAUCCGCGCGCUGUGCCGCGCACCAGCGAGCGCGUUCGUUACGUUAUCAUCGCCGGUGCACCCAAUCAAGCACUCAUCCACUGCGUGCGCACACCGAUGGAAGUCGUCGCCGAUCCAUCAUUAAUUCCAAAUUCUGUGUAUUAUAUAACAAAAGUCAUUAUACCGCCCCUCAAUCGCUGUUUUAACUUGUUUGGGAUUGACAUCAAUGCGUGGUACAAAGAAAUUUCUCAUCGUUCAAAUUUUGACAAUAUCGCAAACUUAGGAGGAAACAAUUUAAAAUCCACUAUUCGCCAAUUCUUCAGUUCAACGGCAUGCAUUACCUGUGGGGAACAGACCAAUAAAGAAAUUUGUCCAGAUUGCCUUUUGCAACCAACUCGAACUGUUCUUGUACUACUUGAAAAGAUCAAGCAAUUGGAGAAAAAUUAUCAACAAAUCACUGCUAUUUGUCAUUCUUGUAUCGGACAAUUGGGUGACAUAGAGUGCGUAUCUCUCGACUGUCCUGUUUUGUACCGAAUGGCACAGGCUCGUAAAGAGCUUGCGCAAGCUUCCUAUAUGAAUAGUAUUAUUUAUGGAAAUAAUUCCAGCGGAAUCAAGAAAAUAAAUGCAGUUGCUGAAUGGUAUGAAGCGUUCUGGCUGCUCCGAACGAUUCAAACUCUCGACUUCGUUCGUGUCUGUAAUGGCGUGACAGUCCUCUCAUGUGCAAUGCCGCGUUUGCCAGAUACGAUGUCUGCUUCCAAGGGCAGCUCGUCUUCCUCCAAUUCUAAGGCUUGUUGCUUCUGCCAUUUGAAUGAGGACAACGAGAUAGAGUACGGGAAGAUCUAUGAGCACAAUGGGAUUGUCACGCAUUACUAUUGUUUGCUCUUGUCCUCAAACAUGGAACAGAAAGGAGCUGACGAUGAAGGCAUACUUGGAUUUCUUGAGGAAGAUAUUCAAAAAGAACUUCGCAGGGGAAAGAGAUUGCACUGUUCUUAUUGCAAGAAGCUUGGUGCGACUUUGGGUUGCUAUCUUAGUAAAUGCACCAAGAAGUUUCACUUACCCUGUGGUUUGAAGGAAGGUUCUCUACAUCAGUAUUUCAAAGAAUUUAGAUCAUAUUGUGUAGACCACAGGCCAAGACAAAAGAUUGAUGAUCAGAUUUUAAAACAAAUUGUUUCAGUAGAUAAUGUAUUAUGUUAUAUUUGUUAUGACAAAGUUAACACUGAUGAUUUUGUGAACACUUUAUGGGCUCCUUGUUGUAAAAAAGAUGCAUGGUUUCAUCGUAAAUGUAUUCAGCAACUUGCAUUGAGUGCGGGAUAUUUUUUCAAGUGUCCAUUAUGUAACAAUAAGAAAGAUUUUCAAGCUGCUAUGUUGGAAUAUGGUAUUUUCGUGCCGAGUCAAGAUGCUUCAUGGGAAUUGGUACCAAACGCCUUUGAAGAGCUUUUGUACAGGCAUGAUCAGUGCGAUGCACCGAUGUGUCAUUGUCCAAAGGGAAGAAAACAUAUAAGUAGUAAUGCUAAGUGGGAAUUGGCGCUAUGUCGAAUGUGCGGAUCACAAGGCAUUCAUAUGGCUUGUGGACAAUUAAAAUGGGCCAAUCCUGUAUGGGAAUGCAACGAAUGUAUUUCCAUAUUACGUAAAGCAGAGCAUGAAAGACAUGAAAGACUGAGUAACGGUUCUGCAAGAAGCAGUUCUAGUCAGACUAAAGAUUCUGAUUCAAAUUCUGAGCAAGAUUCAGAUUCGAACUCAAACUCAGAUUCAGAUUUGGACAGUGAUACAGAUAUCUCUGUGGGAACUGACGUUCCCUUGCUACCGUGUUCAGUGACCAGUAAUUCAUCUUUACGUCUUCGCACCUCUUCGGAUUCUAAGGACGUUAAGUUGCGACCUGGGCCACGAUCUUUCAAAUUAUUACAGCAGAAGAUGAAUAAGUUACAUAAACGCAGGUUGGAAUUAACAAAUACUAAUCUUGAAACAAAUGUUGAAGCUAGUCUAAAAGAUACCAAGGAAUCAUCAGAUCGUAACGAUGAGAAGAGAGAACCGUCGACAAGUAAAGAAAAUAUUUCUCAACAAAAAAGUAAAAGAGAUAGUUCUCGGAAAAAAAAGAAGGAAGCUAACUCUCAGAAAGAAAAUAAGAAAGAUAACUCUCAGAUGGAAAAUAAAGUAGAUAGUUCUCGGAAAGAAAGUAAGGAAAAUAACUCUGAGGAACAAAGUAAGAAAGAUAACGCUCAGAAAGAAAGGCAAUUGUCUAAAAAUGGAGGAGAAAUUCAAUCGAUUCAGAAUGAAGCAGAUAUUAUUACAAUUGAAAGCGAUGACGAUGUAGAGUUUAUUGCAUUAGAACGCAAAACAAAUUCUCCACCCUUACACAAGCAACAGCAUACACCGACUUUUAAAUCGCAGUUAAAUGCAAAAUCAGAUGCUACUUCUGCAGAAUUUAAGAGCAAAAGUGUAACAAUCGAUUUAUUAAAUGACAAUGAUGUCACUCGAUCUACUGUAUCAGAGUCAGAGGUUUUAAACAAAAACGCAAGUACCUCCGAUGAAGUCGAUGUAGCAACAUCAAUAGAAUCCACAUUAGAUGUAGCUGCUUCAAAAAGUGAUGAUUUAGAGGAAACAAACGAAAUGAAUUUAAGUGAGGCGUCCUUUAUGAAUAUCAAAAUUACUAAUGUUACUUCUCUACCGCCUGAAGUGUUUGAAAGCGUACCUGAUGUAUGCAACGAUGUAACAUCACAUGAGAACACUACUGAUACUUCAGCUCUUUCUUCCAAUAAUAUGUUGGAGCAACUCUUUACACUUGCCUCUUCUGCAAAGCGUAGUAUAUAUGAAGUGAAUGGCGUUACUGACAACUGUAAGAAAAUCAAGAGAAAUAGUUUUGAUGGAAAAUUAUCCGAAGAGAAUUCAGCAACUAAUGUUAUUGUCACAAAUAAUUCAAAUACUGUAAAAAAUGAUACAAAAGAUACAAAUAUAAAUAAUACAAAUGGACAACGAAACGAAAGCAUAUCUACAAGCAAAAUUGGCAAUAAUAAAGAUUCCUCAAAAUGCACAGCUACAACCAUUUUCACUCCGCAGUUAAAUAACAGUCAAAAGAACAAUUCGCCUCCACCACUUGUAGCAUUUCACAAGGCGAAUGGAGUGCUUGAAAACCAAAUAUUGCAUUUAGAAAAAAAUGGUGUAUCUGUUAACGUAGAGAGCAAUGACUCUGUCACACAAAAAAAUCCUGAUACUGCACUUGUGACCUAUAUUGACAAGGAUCAAGUUUAUUUACAAUUUCCGCCGAAUAGCAGUUUUUAUUUGCAACCAAUACCAAGCUCAGACAUUAAAAUUACUCAAAAAGGAGAUGAAACAAGUACGUAUACUAUACCAUUGAAUAACGUACCUGCACCGCACAAAUCAGAUAAUCAGAUUAUUAAAACUGUGAUUGUAAAUCAAAAUGUAGAAAAGACAAACGAAACGGCCGUAUAUGCUGUACCACCGGGUAAUCUAAUUCACGUGUCGGAAAGUCUUCUCAGAAAUGUGCUUUUAAAUAAAUCAGUCAAACAGGCCAAUGUAAUUGCUGCACCUGUUCCGAAUACAAUCGACAAUCGAGUAACUCUGCAAAAAACUGCCUCGAAAGAAAAUGUAUCUGCUAGUACAUCCAGUGUUGGAAUUGGCUUGUCAAACAAAUCUUAUUGUGACGGGGAUGCAGGCACCAGACCUGUCUAUCCGACCGGUUCUAUCAGUUCCAAGGAUGGCCCACCAAGCGAAUCCCAUAACAGUGCGGCCAGCAAACAAGAGGUUAACGGUUCUGUUGCCUGCAGCGUCUUCCCUAAAGUCACAAACAACCAUAACACCUGUCAUCAACCUAGAUUGAUACCGCGUUACAUAAAUCUACACGACCUUAAAUUUAAAGUCUGUGAUUCAAAUAAUCUUCAGAUGACUCUAUAUGAUACGUUCUCCGUAAAUAUCUCAAUGAAUUCUAAGAAGGAUAAGAAUCGAUUGGUAGACGUAACUGUACCACAGGAGUCAAAAGGAUCGUCCGCCUUUGCGUCUCUCGGAGCUUCCUGCAGUUCAAAUCACAUCAACAAUACUUCAAUUGAGACACAACGUUCCGACAAACUUUUUCGUUCUUUAAAUUGUUUAAUUAACGACACAAGUACGUGCGCUAAGUACAUAGCGCACGGUAAGGAUGACACCAAAGAGAAUUUAGAUCCAGUUAAAUCCGUGAGAAUGCUCUCACGUAGCGGUACAUUAGACAAUGUAAAUCCGAUGAGCAAUGUUGAUGACAUGUCUGUGAAUGACCAUUUCCGUGACGAAGAUGACAGUGAGAUGCAUCUCAUUUCAAGUGAUACUAAUAAUUUAAGUGUUUUAAAUCGAACUAUUUGUAAUAUGAAUGUAGAUAAUGUUACGGAUGGCGUGACAUUUGUUCCGAACAAAUGUUCCGAUCAAGGUUCACGCAUUAAUUUAGAAGAUGUACAGCUUAAACAAGCGUUUGUGCGUAAUGCGUUUCCUGUAUCUGCCGAAGACAGAUCCGGGACUCGGCUAUUUGGCAAGGAAACUAAUAAAUUAGUACAAGGUGUUGAUUUUGAUUUGAACGUUGUUAACAUGAAUAAAAAUGUUGCGAAAGUAUCGCAAGAUAUCACUGUUUCAAGUCGACAUACCGAUGGCGAUAGAAUUAGCAAUCAUCAUACAGAUGAUUCUUCAACGUUACCAAACGGCUAUAAAUAUUCAGACAGUACGAAUGUAAUGAGAUUGAACAUUAAUAAUCAAAAUGUCGCACAUGUCACGAAAUUUAAUGAACACAGUAUCCUGAAUAAGCAAAUCGAUACAUGCAAUUCUAGAAAGUUUAUUCGGUGCAUGACAUUUCAGGAAAACACUGUACGUUGUAAUGACGGGACUAAGACCAAAAGUAACAACGGAUGUUGUUUUAAAGUGAGCAUAGAUUUGUGUAAGAUACAAAAACUAAUAGAUUCCAAACCGGAAUUAUUUCAAAAUUAUAAGCACGGCGAUCAGCUGCGUGCGCGCACAAAUCGAUUAUCUGGCCUAAAUGACUAUGUUCGACAACAGGUAAGAUACUGUGAUAUUGACAAUAGGGAUAGUAAUUGUCUGCUCAAAAAUAAAGAAUUGCAAAAGUCAAAUACGUUCCUACUGCAUCAGAAGUCGAAUCAGGAAAUUAGAUAUUUCGAUAAAGAUAUCUUGGACAGAUAGAAGUAACAUGAAGAAUACUCUGUAUGAUAAGAUAUAUAAGUAUUAUAAAGCAGAAGAAAAUUAUAAAUACUUGUUAAUGAUAAUUUUAUAAAUAAUUUGUAUAAAAAGAUGUAAAAUACUCGUACAUGUUAAUGAAUGAAGUUUUUUUUUAUAAAUUUAUACGCCUAUAUUCUCAACUUUUAUCAGUAAAAACUUAUCGAUAAUAAUGAGUUGAGAAUAUGGACUGUAAUUUUUAUAGACUUAUUAAAUUUUCUGUCAUUUCCUAUCUUUGAAUUGUAACAUAGUUACUAAAUUCUGUUGUAUUGGUAUAUUCUUUCAUAAAGAUGUAACAUUAUUUUUCAUGUUAUACUGAUAAUAAUAAAAUAAUGAUUUUAUUUAUA